Aedes aegypti (yellow fever mosquito) is the source of this 511-nucleotide messenger RNA. Its product is annotated as general odorant-binding protein 56d. The transcript has 3 exons. The record is from RefSeq and is a predicted model, not a curated record. Gene Ontology annotation, molecular function: odorant binding. NCBI's taxonomy places the organism in Eukaryota, Metazoa, Arthropoda, Insecta, Diptera, Culicidae. Gene Ontology annotation, biological process: sensory perception of smell. The coding region runs from base 53 to 460 and encodes 135 amino acids.
AUCGAUUUUGAAGCAUCAGUCGCUUAGAGACAGUUGCUGAGAUUCGUCGAAUAUGAUCAGAUUAACUUUAUCUAUUCUUGCGGUUACCCUAGUGACAAAAGAAUGUCUAGGACAAAAUUUAUUGGCCGCCUACAAUUCUUGUCGAACCGAGUACAACGUAGAUAUGGAUACAUUCAAUGCCAUUAGAAAUGGAGAUUUCUCCAUCCGAACACCUUUCAUCGAGUGCUUCGGAGACUGCCUGGUGAAGAAAGCAGGAUUUAUGAAUGAUGAUUUGAGUUUCAACAAGGAUGUCAUCGUGAAAUUUGCGAGCCGAUUCAUCAAACCAGAGGACGCCGAGACGGUGUACAGUCAGUGUACGGCGGAUGUGGCACCUGUGCUCUGUGCCACUGCAUACGAUGUAUAUCAAUGUAUUUAUGAGAACGCGCUUGCCAAAUGGGGAACAAGGCGCAAUGGAAAAUGAUAAUUCCAAGAUAAUAGAAACAUAAUAAAUGCGGAAAGUAUGGUCAGAAAA